Messenger RNA from Stegodyphus dumicola, 650 nucleotides. It is a transcript of the gene Xpd, whose product is annotated as general transcription and DNA repair factor IIH helicase subunit Xpd. Gene Ontology annotation, cellular component: nucleus. NCBI's taxonomy places the organism in Eukaryota, Metazoa, Arthropoda, Arachnida, Araneae, Eresidae. Gene Ontology annotation, molecular function: ATP binding; damaged DNA binding; hydrolase activity, acting on acid anhydrides, in phosphorus-containing anhydrides. The record is from RefSeq and is a predicted model, not a curated record. Gene Ontology annotation, biological process: transcription by RNA polymerase II; nucleotide-excision repair; positive regulation of mitotic recombination.
UGCAAGUUUACUGAAAUGAAUUUUAUUUUUCAGGCUCGACUAGAGUAUUUGAGAGAUCAAUUUCAGAUCAGGGAAAGUGAUUUCUUAACAUUUGAUGCUUUGAGACAUGCAUCUCAGUGUGUAGGGCGAGCCAUUAGAGGAAAAACUGAUUAUGGCAUCAUGAUUUUUGCAGACAAGAGGUUUUCUCGUGUGGAUAAAUAUGGGAAAUUACCUAAAUGGAUUCAAGAAUACUUAACAGAAUCUUUCCAUAAUUUAUCUAUUGAAGAAGCUGUCCAAAUUGCAAAACGAUUCUUAAAGCAAAUGGCACAACCUUUUACUAGGGAAGACCAACUAGGUAUUUCUUUAUUAACACUCGAACAGCUUGAAUCAGAAGAAAUUAAAAGAAAGAUUGAAUCUCGAGUGCAGUUAUUAGGCCUUAAAUGCAUGAUCCUGUUUUUAUUGUACAAAAAUGGUUGAAGGUGAGAAGAAACUGUUUUCCCAAGAGAAGUAAAAAUACAACUAUUUCCUUUGAACAACCAAAUUAAUGAAUUCAAGCAAUAUGUGUGUAUUUAGUUUUGAAAGGAAGACGGAGAUUGAUUGUGAAUCUUAUUGAAGAAUAAAUAUGGAGAUUGAUUGUGAAUCUUAUUGAAGAAUAAAUAUAGCAAAAUCGG